CACCACACAAUUCCUUCAAGAGAAAAACAUUUGAUGUAUGCCAAGAUUUUGUUGAUGUUCAGUAAAUGAAGCGGUGUGAGUCAUGAAGAAAACAGUCAUGUCUUUCUGUGCAGUAUUCGAAAAACAUCAGUCUUCCCGGAUGUUCGCCAUCUGUGUUGAGCUCCAGAGAAAUCUUCCGACAGAGAACUCUCAGAGUCUCCUCCCACUGGCCCAGCCCAAUAUUCCUCCAACAAGAACAAACUGUCCGAGUGGAAGUUGGGCGUAUUUCGAACUCUCUUUUGGAAGGUGAGGUUGCAAAAGGAAGAUGGGGAAAGUCAACGUUUGGUUGAAACGAAGUUACGUCUGCACGAUAGGUGUGAUAGCAGUAACUGCUGUCUUCACCUUGGGAAUAGCUCUCUUUGGUCAUGGAAUUAUUCUGUACGAGGAGGAUGACCAUGCUUUGAUGGGGAUAUAUUGCUUCUAUGGGUUUUCCGUCAUCACUCUCCUCUUUGCCAUCAUUGGUUGGUUUGGUGUCUGGAAGGAGAAAAAGUGGGCUCUGAUAGUGUUUGCAGUUGGAAUGAUCCUGGGAUGUCUGUUCUUUAUCUUUCUUGAAAUAUCCCUUCCAUUUGCACAGAAAGAGAUGGAACUUUCACUGAAGAAUAACUACCUCAGCAUGUUGCCUCUCUCAAAUGUCAGUGAGAGCGAAUUAUUGGAAUUCAACCAUACACAGAGUGAGUUUCGCUGUUGUGGCAUCACAAGUCACGAGGACUGGGAAAACAACAUUCCCGAAUCGUGCCAGUGUGAUAUAGACUCCUCUGACGAUUGUAUAGAUACUUAUGGACCUAUGCACAAUGAUUCAGGACUGAAUGUUUUGGAUGUCAAGCCCAUCAGGAUUUUUGCCAAGCCAUGCAUUCAAGCCUUAAUUCAAUUUGAGAUGCGCUAUUUUUCCACAUUACUUGGCAUAAUGUUGGCAAAAACAUUGUUGUGGAUACUAUCAGUCGGGCUGUGUAUUGCGAUUCUGUGUCAGCUGAAUAAAAAGGUGGAAACUCCAAAAGUGGUCUACAGUCGAGAGGCCAAAGCAGGGAAUUAUGAAAUCCUCAGCGAUGCUCAGGAACCGUCUUUGAAAACCGAAUGAUUUUGUUUUUCUUUUGCGAUUCCCAAAUAUUGGGACAAAAAUGUCAGCAUCAAGCGAUGCUAUUUUAUAAUCAAACGUGUUAUAAAUAUUACGCAUAUACACCCUGUGGGGAGACUUCUGGAAACCGUCUUUGCGUUUAGAGUGGCUUAGGCUGUACUUUUUAAUUUUUAUUUUUUUGUUGAUGUUGUCUUUAACUUACAGGUGACUCUCAUUAAAAGUGAAUAUCAUGAAAAAGUA
Poecilia latipinna (sailfin molly) is the source of this 1351-nucleotide messenger RNA. RefSeq names its product CD63 antigen-like. Bases 305 to 1114 code for a protein of 269 amino acids. Gene Ontology annotation, cellular component: plasma membrane. Lineage: Eukaryota; Metazoa; Chordata; Actinopteri; Cyprinodontiformes; Poeciliidae. The record is from RefSeq and is a predicted model, not a curated record. Gene Ontology annotation, biological process: regulation of vascular endothelial growth factor signaling pathway. The transcript is spliced from 10 exons.